AUGCUUACUGAGAGCGAGAGAGUUCUCAGUAGUUCAUCGAUGGACGAGAGUGUCCUAGAUGAAAAGACACGAGUUGAGCGAUAUGACUCCCAAUCGUGGGAAUCGCUCAAGACAAAUCCUCUCUAUGAAGAUUUGGUUGAAUUCAAGGAUGUAUUCCCUGAAACUGUUCCGUGCGAGUUACCGAAGUAUAAAGGUAUUCGACACGAGGUCGAGCUUAAACCAGGCUCGAAGUACUGUGUCAUGAAGCAGUGGCCACUGCCUCGUGAACAAGUACUUGCGAUCGACAAGUUCUUUGCCGAUCGUUUAGCUGCGGGCCAUGUGAGGGAAUCAACUUCCCCACAUAGCUCUCCGACCUUCUGUGUGCGAAAAGUAACAGGAGGGUGGCGGAUAGUGCACGCGUUCAACAAGUUGAAUGCUGCAACGGUACCGGCUCAAACGCCGAUACCGAGGAAGGACGUAAUCAUUGAUGGUAUGUCAAAGAGUACCAUCUUUUCGUCCAUGGAUUUGAUGGAUGGCUUCUAUCAAAAUCCUUAUGCGGGAACGGGAUAUACCCUAUACCGCAGUUAG
Messenger RNA from Peronospora matthiolae, 567 nucleotides. The record is from the annotation of a GenBank genome assembly. NCBI's taxonomy places the organism in Eukaryota, Oomycota, Peronosporomycetes, Peronosporales, Peronosporaceae.